This is a messenger RNA of Fusarium keratoplasticum, 786 nucleotides long. RefSeq lists its product as uncharacterized. The transcript has 4 exons. Bases 1 to 786 code for a protein of 261 amino acids. The record is from RefSeq and is a predicted model, not a curated record. Gene Ontology annotation, cellular component: mitochondrial inner membrane. Gene Ontology annotation, molecular function: copper ion binding. Lineage: Eukaryota; Fungi; Ascomycota; Sordariomycetes; Hypocreales; Nectriaceae.
AUGAACGCCGCCCCUCGACUCGCCCGAAGCUCGGCCCGCGCUGCCUCUUCGCCCUGGUCUUGCUUCUUCUGCCAGAAUGCCCGACCGAGGAACCCGUUGAGCUUCCGCCGCAAGGCGUCGACUGUGCCGCCGAAGAAGGACCCUCCGAGGCGUGUUUACACUCCGUCUAUGGAUGAGAUCCGCGCUCACUACAGCAUGAAGAACCGGACGGUAGCGUACUACACUCUCAGCACGAUCCUCGGCUUCGUCGCCCUCACUUAUGGCUCUGUGCCCCUCUACAAGAUGAUCUGCCAGACCACCGGCUGGGGUGGCCAACCCGUACGAGCCCACGGCGGUCCCGGAACCGACGACCCCGACAUCGCGAGCCGCCUGGUCCCCGUCAAGGACGCCAAGCGCAUCAAGGUGACCUUCAACGCCUCCGUGUCCGACGUGCUGCCCUGGAAGUUUGUGCCCCAGCAGCGCGAGGUCCGCGUCCUCCCCGGCGAGACGGCCCUGGCCUUUUAUACGGCCACCAACAAGAGCGACCAGGACAUUAUUGGCGUCGCCACGUACAGCGUCACCCCAGCGCAGUGUGCUCCCUAUUUCAGCAAGAUUCAGUGCUUCUGCUUCGAGGAGCAGCGUCUCAACGCAGGAGAGACGGUCGACAUGCCCGUCUUUUUCUACCUGGAUCCUGAUCUGUUGAACGACCUGAACAUGAAGGGCGUGGAGACGGUGACGUUGAGUUACACAUUCUUCAAAGCAAGAUAUGACAACAACGGACGGUUCCAGAGGCCAAUGGCUGCAUAA